CAGUCGCGCGCAUUCUCUCCCGACCCCGUCGUCCAUACACUCCUUCCCCUCCGCCCCCCUCCUUCCUGCUUCACAGGUUGCGUAUCCGUACAAUCGCCCUCUUUUCCCGCCCGAUUACCUUACCUUGCGCGUUCCGUGGAAAAUAACACACACCAAAUAUUUGUUGUUGUUAACGUCCAAAGGCCCCCGUCUUUGGAUUAUUCCAUUGCAGCCUUCUCGCGCCCGUCUUCUAAUUGUCAUGAUGAAUUAUUAGGGAUAACCACCCAAAACUUCCCCUCCGAACUCUAUUGACACCAAGAGAGUUUGGGCCGUGUCAGCCCAAUUCUGCCGAAUCCCUCUCCUUGGCACCCUCAGAGAGCUCGACUGCAUCCCUCCAGUCAAUUCUCUCCGCGCGCCUUGGUCCUUGGUCUGCAAUCUGCACUCUGCACUCUGCGCUCUGCACUUGCCAGACAGACUCUGAGCCAGUCCACACACACUACUUCCACUUCCACUUCCACUACCUACCUACCUAUUCGUACUGGACGGCCCCCAUACCUUACCUGACCACCUCUCACGCAAGGUACCUUACCAUUCCCAUCCUCGUCCUCACCCAACCGCAACAUUACCGGCGCCGCAUCAGACACGAGCAACGCAGCCCACACACCCGGUCGACCCUUCGACACUCACUGCCAACCUUACCUCACUCACCUCCCUUGGCUUUGCUCUGCCUGCGAGUCUGCGCUCGCUCCUGCAACUUGCCUUUCAACCUUAGUACGCCCAGUCCAGCCUGGCCCCAUUCGCCCGCUUAACGCGUCCAGUCGAAACCACCGACGACAUCAGCUAAAGCGCUCGGCCAGCCCUUUCCCCCUUCCAACUUUCAACCUCCACCAUCCAACCGUCCGUUUGGCAACUCAUCCCGAUCCCGACCGACUGCAUCAUUUCCUCUUUCGAGUCAACAUCGCUUCUCCGCCCGCCAUGGACUCCCAGUGGCAGCAGGGCUACGCCGAUUCGGCCGGCUCUGCGAGGAGAUACAAUGGCGGCGGCGCUCAGAUGCCUCGUGGGGAGUACAAUGGUCAACCCGGUCCGCAAGGCCAGCCUGCCGGCUACAGGCACGACCAGUAUCAAAGCCCUGGCGGCAUAUCCUCUCACGCUGCCAGCGCCGCCGCUUCGCCCAUGUCCACCCCCCAGAUGCGCGACAACAACGGCGACAUCCCCAUGCACGAUGUUCAGGACUCGUACGCCGGCAUGAAAUACCCCAUGAGACCCCAUCACCAGUCUCACCUCUCGGGCAGCCGCUCAUCCACUCUCUACUCUCCUCAGGAGCCCUCGGCUGCUGCCCAACGGUACUCGCCAAUGGAGGCACUAUCCCCCACCUCACCUUACGCGCCAAAGUCGGCGCAAAGUCAGUUCUCGUCGCCUCCGGGCCAACGACAGUCUCCGACGAGGCAGUCCGAUUACAUGCCCCAUAGUCCUCACUAUGGUGGCCGUCAACAAGCCCCGCAGCUUCCUCCGAUCGCGCCCUAUGGCUCCUCCCACGACGGCUACCCGUCCGCUGUCGUUGCCAACAUUGACGGUGCCUUUGCAAACGACCCCAAGUCACCCCGUCGCCCUAUCCCGCAGGCCAUGGUUCGAGGACCUGCGCCCGAGUUCAGACAAAUCAGAGCCCCGACGGAUCUUCGACCCAAAGUCAAUUCUCAACCUCCAUUCCGCCGUGCGAACCCCGAAGGAGGAUUCAUUAGCCCUCUCCAAGCGCUCACGGUGCAUCUGCCUGCUACGUACAGGAUAUGCAACCCGAACUUCAAAUACGAGUCAUCGCGAAACCCCCGCCGAGUACUCACCAAGCCGAGCAAGGGUGUCAAGAAUGAUGGAUAUGACAACGAAGACAGCGACUAUAUCCUCUACGUGAACGAUAUUCUGGGCUCAGAGGAAGCCGGCCACAAGAACCGAUACCUUAUUCUCGACGUUCUGGGCCAGGGUACCUUUGGCCAAGUUGUCAAAUGUCAAAACCUCAAGACCCAGGAAGUUGUUGCCGUCAAGGUUAUCAAAAAUCGCACGGCCUACUUCAACCAGAGUAUGAUGGAGGUCUCUGUUCUGGACUUGCUCAACACCAAGCUCGAUAAGAACGACGACCACCACCUUUUGCGACUCAAAGACACCUUCAUCCACCGGCAACAUUUGUGCCUGGUCUUCGAGCUUCUCAGUGUCAACCUGUACGAGUUGAUUAAGCAGAACCAGUUCCGAGGUCUCAGCACGACUCUCGUCCGCGUUUUCGCUCAGCAACUCCUCAAUGGCUUGGCCCUAUUGAACAAGGCACGGCUGAUUCAUUGCGAUUUGAAGCCGGAGAACAUCCUUCUCAAGAACCUCGAAAGCCCCAUCAUCAAGAUUAUCGAUUUUGGUUCGGCAUGCGACGAACGGCAGACAGUCUACACUUACAUCCAGUCCAGGUUUUACAGGUCCCCCGAAGUCCUGCUGGGCUUGCCCUACUCGUCGGCCAUCGACAUGUGGUCGCUCGGAUGUAUUGUAGUGGAACUAUUCCUCGGCCUUCCCUUGUUCCCUGGAUCGUCCGAGUACAACCAAGUUUCGCGCAUUGUUGACAUGCUCGGCAACCCUCAAAAUUGGAUGAUCGAGAUGGGCAAGCAAGCCGGCGAGUUCUUUGAGAAGAGGCAGGACGAGUUUGGACGACGAACGUACCAGUUGAAGAGCAUGGAGCAGUACGCUCGGGAGCACUCGACCAAGGAGCAGCCCAGCAAGAAGUACUUCCAGGCAAACACUCUGCCAGAGAUCAUCAAGUCGUACCCUAUGCCACGCAAAAACAUGAAGCAGAGCGAGAUCGACAGAGAAAUGAAUAACAGAAUCGCCUUUAUCGAUUUCGUUCGGGGUCUUCUCAACAUCAACCCGCUGGAACGUUGGUCCCCGCAACAGGCCAAGCUCCACCCAUUCAUCACCCAGCAGAAGUUCACUGGUCCUUUCGUGCCGCCCAUGAAUCUGAAGUCGAGCUCUCUGAAUCGGUCUCCGGCGCCAGGCACCCAGCAACAGCAGCAAGCUGAAGCACUGAGCAAGCAGAGGGCACAAGCCGCUCAGGCACAGGCGAACUCUGCGGCACAGGGAGCUUACGCCCAGAUGGCUGCUCAAUAUCAACAACCCGCACACCCUCAGCAAGCGCCCAUGUACAAUAAUCAACAAAUGUACUCUCCUAGCAACAGUCAUGCAGCUCAGCCGCCACCCUACGGAGCCCAGCAGCAAGGUGCAUAUGGACAAAUGGUCAUGCCUCAACAACCAGCGCAGAUGCCUCCUGGGCCGUAUGGUAAUGCUUCUCAGCAGCCUGGCCUGUAUCCUCAGCAGGGCAUGCGGCCCGCACGCCAACGUGCCUCAACCAUGGAGCAGCAGCAAAGUGGUAUUCCAGCCGCCAUUCAGCGCGUGGCUAGUCACCUCGACCCAAGCCAGCCGAUUCGUUUGCAGCCUAGCCCUGCCUACUACCCCCCUGGUGCCGACAGUGGUAUGGCGGGCAUGGACAAUGCGGCUAAUCGGGCUGGUAGACGUGGAAGCCGUGCACAGCAAGGAGGAGGAAGAGGAAACCGAGACUUCAUUCGCAACCUUGAGGAGCGAACGCUCGAAGAAGGCUUCAUGGGAAGCCAGAAUCCCUGGCACUGAUGGCCGGGCGACCUUUGAUCAAAGUGAUUUGAAAUACGCAUUGAAAUUCCUUCGCAGCCUUGGGUCAUCAGUCUACCCUUCACAUGAGACUAUGGGAGGUGAAGUUAGGACAGCCCGGAUGUCAAUGCUACGGCAUUCGCUUGCGCCAGGUCGAAUACAGCAGUGCAAUCCCUGAACGCAUGGUGGCAAUUGGACGAAGAAGAUACCCGAUGGCUCCAACAAGGGAGACCUGUUGCAGGGGACCAUCUGAAGAAGACGAGGUUCAAAGCCAGGCUAGAUCAGGACGACGACGAAACAUACACAAAUAUGGGAGCUUUGAUGGGACGAUGCAUGAGAGGAAAUUGACGGACAGUAUUGGGUUGGUGGGGAUGGCGGCCUUGACGGCGGAGGAAAGGAAAGGAAGGGCUCGACGGCCAGCAACGACAUACGAGAUCACGUCCUCUUCACACACCGUUCCUAACUACUUACCUACCUACCUUUGUUCCUAAGGUUAAAAGGGUUCCGGAUACAGCAGGUUGGCUUUGCAAGUUGUUUGACUAAUGUGGAAGUGACAAUGAUGUCAAAGGGGCAAGAAGUUGCUGACCUGAUCAUGUGUGCCUACUCAAUCAAUGUUCAAGAUACCAGGUUUAAACUCCACACUUGUAUGGUUCUUAGCUCCCAG
Colletotrichum scovillei is the source of this 4291-nucleotide messenger RNA. RefSeq lists its product as uncharacterized. Gene Ontology annotation, cellular component: nucleus; cytoplasm. The transcript is spliced from 5 exons. Gene Ontology annotation, molecular function: ATP binding; protein serine/threonine kinase activity; protein tyrosine kinase activity. NCBI's taxonomy places the organism in Eukaryota, Fungi, Ascomycota, Sordariomycetes, Glomerellales, Glomerellaceae. The record is from RefSeq and is a predicted model, not a curated record. Gene Ontology annotation, biological process: peptidyl-threonine phosphorylation; peptidyl-serine phosphorylation. The coding region runs from base 955 to 3630 and encodes 891 amino acids.